This is a messenger RNA of Notodromas monacha, 1625 nucleotides long. The record is from the annotation of a GenBank genome assembly. Lineage: Eukaryota; Metazoa; Arthropoda; Ostracoda; Podocopida; Cyprididae.
GCAGGAACUUGGAUGUGUUUGUGCUUGUGUGAAUGUCCGCUGUCAAAACUGCCGUGACUACUCUCAGUCACGGCAAUCUUUUAGAUGUUUCGCAAGCUUCUUGCACUGGUAGUAUUUCAUCAGUCGUAUCCAGUACGGAUGCUUCGUCCAUAUAUGGUCAAAAGAGGAAUGAGACUAGUUCGAAGCAUGUCAAGUGGCGUCGUGGAAAAAGCGCGGUUUCUCGUUCUAGGCAGAUGUCCGGAAGUAGUGAUUCCGGGUCACGGCCAGCGCGACCUUCUUCAUUUCCUCAGUCCAAGAAUGUUUAUGGAAAAUACAAUUUGUCUCCGAGGCAUUCACGCCCUCGUUCAAGACUUUCUGGAUCUGUCGUAUCUCUCGCAGACAGUGAAGUUGACUAUUUGAAGGAUGUGCUGCGUGGAUCGUACAGUCUAGAUGAGCUUUAUAUUCCGUCUCAUGAUCUUCGCAUAUUGGAGCGAAUGGCUCUUCGGGUGCAGAUGGAACGAGAACGCGAGUUGAAAGCAGAAGAGAAGCGCCAAAUGUGGUUGAGUCAAGAGAAACUUGCAAAAGAAGAGCGUGCGCGGCAGACGGAGGAAUACCGACGGCGAGUUGCCGAUCAGUGGCGUCGCGAACAAAUGCAAGCUGCGAUUAGAAAGAUGAAGAUUGAGGAGCGCGAAGCAAAGCUGUCGGAGAAAAUCCAGCAAGAAGUUGAUGAACGACAUCAGCAUGCUAUGGAACAAGUUUCCAAGCUGCGAAUGUCUCGCGACAGAAGGCUGAGAGAGCGAAGUCUGGAAUACGUCGCUCGGAAAAUGCGACUUGAAUCGGAAUUGCGGCGGCGGGAAAGAGAAGAAAAAGAAAAUAAAUUGAAGAAAUUGGAAGAAAGCGAACGAAGAAUACGCAUGGCACAAGACUGCAGACGACGAGCUGCGGAGUUGCAUCAACGGCGCCUGGCUGAGACGCACCGAAUGUCCCGUGAAAUCAAUCAAGCUAAACGUUCAGAGGUUGUUAAAAAAACUGAUACCGUCCUGGACUCCAUCAGGCAUCGUAUGUUCGAACGCGAGCAAAUAGCUUCAAGAAAUUAUCAGGAAGUAGUCGCCAAGAAGAACGAGCAUCUGAAGUUGCAAGGUGAAGAGCUCAGGCGUAAAAUGUUGCAUGUUUCAACUGUUCGACGUCAACUUGAUGUGGGAUUCGAAGCCUGGAGAAAAAAGAUAGAAGAAUUACAAGCUUCUGGACUUGAAAAGGCUCAAGCAACAGUUGAGCAUGAAAUGGAACGUCGCGUUCGGGAAGUGCGCGAUGCAGAAUCUCGUCGGAAGUCUGGACAAUCCUUGAAUCGAAAACGAAUCGAAGUGCAAGAAGCAGAGGAAGAAGAAAGGCGUCGACAGCGAUUAGCGAGGAAAGAGAAAAAAGCAGACAUGCUGAAACAAGAUAAGGAGCGCGCUAUACAAGAUUCAAGAUUGAUAGCGAACACAACUGCUUCACUUCGCGAUCGCUUGCGACGCAGUAUCUCUCCGGAUACCUUCGACAAAAAAGCAGCAAAGGCAAACGCGCAGUUGCGAUUUGUCGGUCGUCCAAUGACAGCGUCGUUGCGUCAGAGACCUUCUGGCAUAAAAUCCCAUAUUCUUUUGGGUUGA